ACGCGGCGCCCACCGCAGAGAGCGUAGGCGGCGCCGAGAGCGUCUCUGUUCGUUGAGAGCUGGGAAUGGGCAGAUGGGCAGGUAGGCGGGGGCGCGAGGAGGCUGGAGCUCAUGGGCGGCCGCGGGGAUGCGGUGCUGAAGCCGGCGCUCCGGAAGGCAGAAUGUCACUGGCUGCUUAUUGUGGGAUUUGUUGUCGAAAGAUAGGAACUCUUGGUUCAGCCCAGAAGACUGACCAAUCAUGGAAAGACAUCCGGAAAAUUGCAAAAUUAACUGGCUCACUUAUUCUAGGUGGUUGCAUCUUUGCUAUAUAUGAAGUUCUGGCUUUAAGGAAGUUGUUCUCUUUUGAUACUCAAGUGGUACAGCAAGAAAAACUGAAGUCCUACAUUUAUUUACAAACAGUUUCUUUAGAUCCCAGUGAAUAUCAAGGGAUUACUUACCAAGUGAGAAAAGAACUUCACAGAGCAGCAAGGAAAAUACUAGAAACAAAUGCUAGAAUUUUCCGAAGACCAUUUGAUGAACGCUUCAGUACUUUUGACGCAGAUGAGCAUGAGUGUGCCUUGUGGCUCCUUGUGAAAAGAAGCCAGUCAGAAGAUAAAAUGGUCCGAUUACAAGCUGUGCAGGAAUUAGCCUCCAACUGCUACUGGCAUGAUUAUCAGUAUAGGACAGCUGCCCAAGCAAGUGAUCAGAGAACUGCUGUUGGUUUAGCUCGAAGUAAAGAUGUUGACCUGCGUUUUUUCCUGCUACCCCAUCUUUUACCAAAACAAAAAGAUGCUUGUUAUUCAGAAGAUGAACUUCUGCUGUUGCUGGCAGCUUUACCUCAGACAGAUCUUGACCCAUGUGUACAAUAUUUUACAUCAUUGGCUUUAAGAGAAAGCAGCCAGACCAUCGCUGCACGAAAGGGGGGCUUAUGGUGUUUUGGUGGAAAUGGGCUUCCUUAUUGUGAAAGUCUCAGUACUGUCCCUUCAAAGGCUGUGGAACUCUUCUGCUUACAAGCCUUAGUGCACCAUUCCAAGAUUCCUAGUCAUUGUGAUGAAAUUGAAGCAAGUGGGGGGCUUCAGCUGCUGCAAAAACUAUACCAAAUCCGCAAGGAUUCCCCCAAAAUACAGAGGAGCAUCAUUCACAUAAUUGGGAACAUGGCACUUAAUGAACAGCUUCAUUCAUCUAUAUUUCGUGCAGGUUGGGUUUCUGUACUUGCUCAUAUGAUGAAGUCUCCACGUGUCAUGGAAUCCUCCCAUGCAGCAAGAGCCUUGGCCAACCUAGACAGGGAAACGGUGCAGGAGAAGUAUCCAGAAGGAGUAUAUCUUUUGCACCCACAAUAUCGAACAAAUGAGCCCAUUAAAGCUGAUGUCCUUUUCGUUCAUGGUCUUUUGGGAGCAGCAUUUAAAACAUGGCGGCAACAGGACAUAGAGCAGCCUGCUGCUGAGAAGGAAGUGGAUACGGAAGACGAUUAUACAGAGUGUUGGCCAAAGACAUGGUUGGCAUCUGACUGCCCAUCACUUAGAAUUAUAUCUGUGGAGUAUGAUACACAUCUGAGUGACUGGAGAGCAAAAUGUCCCGUGGACAGCUACAGGGAGUCUCUUUCCUACAAGAGCACUGAGCUUCUCAAGAAACUGCGAGCUGCUGGUGUUGGAGAUAGACCUCUUGUAUGGCUGUCACACAGCAUGGGAGGUCUCCUAGUCAAGAAGAUGCUUCUGGAUGCUUCCAAGGACUCUGAUAUGGAUUCCAUUGUAAACAACACCCAGGGAAUUGUGUUUUAUAGCGUUCCGCAUCACGGCUCUAGGUUGGCUGAAUACUCAAAAACUGUUAGAUUUCUGCUUUUCCCCUCUGUGGGCGUUAAGGAACUCAGCAAAGAUUCUCCUGACCUUAAAGUACUGAACAAUGACUUUCUCUCAUUUGCCAAGGAUAAGAAACUUCCUGUAUUGAGUUUUGCAGAAACAAUGCCAACGCGAGUCAGCAGAGUUCUGAGCCUGCAUGUAGUACCAGUGGAAUCUGCAGAUUUAGGCAUAGGAGAACUCAUUCCCGUAGAUGUCAGCCACUUGAAUAUUUGCAAACCGAAGAACAAGGACUCUUUCCUCUACCAAUGUACACUAAAGUUUAUUCGAGAUUCUUUAGAAAGAAAGGUGGGAAACUGAGGAACUGCGCACCAGAGCUUUGCUUCUUUGAUGUAAUUCCUAACACAUUCUUGGACUGAAACAGGGGCAGAAUUGACAGGUACAGCACAAUGGUUUUUUUGCUGUCAAUUGCUUUUUAACUACUCCUCUAACUGCUGACCUUGGCGUGUAUCUAGGAUAUGAAAGUGCGUAGAUGCACUUCCGUACAUCUCACAGAGAAAAUCCAUGGUUCCCUUUGCCUUUAUCGCUGUAUACUUUACCUGGUGGAAGCAUACGGGAAAAGUCCUGUUUGCUACUUGAGUUGGAAGCACUUCUUGCCUGAGCUUGUAAUGGGUUCUUUACAGUCCAGUAGGAAAUACAUGAAAUGGCCUUUUUACCCGAAAGUGACCCUUCUUCCCUUGAAAGAGAUGACCCUGCUUGCUGCUGCCUGUUAGAGCCCUGCUGUACAGACCCAGGCUGCAUUUUUCAUAGAUUCGUUUUAGCCAGACCCAUGUACUUGCUGGUUUGGGGUUGAGCACAUGCUGAAACAUAAUGUGUGGGUGUACUGUGAGGAGUAAAUGGGCUGACAUAGUACACCGUAAGGACACGCGAUUACCCAUCAGCAACAGAAAUGCCAGUUUUAUGGUAUGAUUUCUUAUUAGACAAAUUGGUGUGAUAAAGAAAGACCUAGUGCUGUCUGUAAAUAAUAGAGAAAAAUGUAUAGUGACAUCUAAACCUGCAAAGCUAGACUGUGCCCUUUGCAUCUGCUUGCCCAGGAGAAGCAAGAAUAUCCCUCAGAGUGUAGAUUUUGUACUGCAUUUGUUUUGGAAGCAGGAGAAACACUUCAGUUGCUGCAAUCCUGUGUUCGCUUAUUUCAGAGAAAGCCCUCUUGAGCUCAGUGGAACUAACUUCCAAUGAAGCAUACACCAGAAUUUCUUUUAAGGACUAGUUCAUUUUAUUAUUCCCAUUGCGAUGGCCUUUUCUCUAGUCAUGUUAAAUCAGAGUGUUGUGGGAAGGAACCAAACUUUUAAAUCAUUGCUUUCUCCUGCAUGAAAGGCUGAAUUAAUGCAGAUAGCUUUCUAAACCUUCACUGUCAUUGUGGUAGCAUAGAAUGUGUUUGCCACAUGCAUUCUAAAACUCAAUGGAGACAAACUUAAGGCCUACAUCAUCUGAACAGCUCAGCCAAUUCUAUACUGUAAUAUUCAGAAUGCCAAGCACUGCAAAAGGGAAGAAUUAUUCCCUUUGAAUAAAUGCCUUUUAAGUAUUUCAGACACAGUUAUUUAACAGUUAUUCCAGUCUAAGAACUGAUGUUUUGAUCAACCCUCAGUGGCCCAAUUCAGACAUGCCAAACCAUGGUUUGAUAGCACUACACAAUAUAGAAAUUUCUAGUGUGGAGAUGUGUUGUUCUAUAGUCCAUCUGCUUAGCAUUUUCAUGUUAGCUGCUCUGGAGGUGAAGUAAAAGCCAUUAUUAUGAAUGGUCUAACCAGAAAGCAUGCCAAACCAUAAUUAGCACAAACCCACUUUAUUGAUUUGCCUGCUCCUAUAACAAACUGUGGUUUGAACAUGGUGGCAAACCUUAUCUAAGCUUCCUUAAACAUGGUUUGACUGAUAUCUGAAUAGAGCCAUUUUGUAUGUAUCAAAAAAAUCUGCCUACAAGGCAGAAUGGGGGAGCUCUUUAUUAGAAACAAGCUACUGUAGUAUUGCCUUGCACAGAAAAUGUUUUAUCUAUAAUGUUGGAGCUGUUUGAAGCAGGCCAUGUUCCCCUUCUCCCCUUAAAUUAAUCACAUGUGGUUUAUACUGUAAAUAUAAUUCGUGUGGUAUCUGUGUUUGGGCAUUUUCAAAUAAAACCAAAACAAUUUUAA
Podarcis muralis (Common wall lizard) is the source of this 3952-nucleotide messenger RNA. RefSeq names its product serine active site containing 1 (gene SERAC1). The record is from RefSeq and is a predicted model, not a curated record. Lineage: Eukaryota; Metazoa; Chordata; Lepidosauria; Squamata; Lacertidae.